AUUGUGGAGGCACAUUUAUUAAAAUCAGUGAGCCUGAAUCAUCAACCAAAAGUAAGAAGAGGAAACAGCAAAGUACUAAAAUAACAGACUAUAUUGUACUCGAUGAUGUGGAUGACAAUGAUAAUGCCAAAAAUACCAGCAGUGAUAGUAGCUUUAACAAAAAGCAGAAAUCUUAGAUUCGCAGCAAAGAUGGAAUGGUAACUUUUUCACUCACCGCUUUAUUUUUGCCGCUUUCACUCGCACGAUUAUUCCCCUUAUAUUUUUUAUUUCUGCUCGCCUUAUUUCUUAAUGAUACUUACUCUCUUACUCUUCUCAAAUUUCUUUGCUUGAUUUUCUCAUAUUUCCUCUUUCCUUCGCUAUUACUUAUUUAUUCCUACCUUGACAUAAUGUUUAAAUCUUUAAUAUCAAAUAAACCGACAACGUCCCUCCUACCGCAGCAGCAACAUCAGAAAUUGCCACUGCGACGCUCUUUUCUAAAAUCGAAAACCAACCCUUUUAUACCUUCAUUAUUCUCUUUACGAAUGUUUGUGACAAUACCUCCAUCAGUCUCAGUGAAAACGGCGUCGAAAGAAAACGGUAUAGCUCUUACGGAGAGAGCGAUUAACCAACUCAAACUUAUACAACAAAGAGAGAAUGAUACAGAUCAAAUGCUGCGAGUUUUAGUAGAUUCAGGAGGAUGUCAUGGUUAUCAAAAUAAAAUGGAAUUGACCAAGGCAAUAGAAGAAGACGAUAAUAUUUUUGAAAAAGAUGGUGUUAAAGUUAUUGUCGAUAACAUCUCUUUACAAUUCUUAAAGGGCUCUACUGUAGAUUACGUGCAAGAAUUGAUUGGUUCUACGUUUCAGGUUGUGGAGAAUCCAAACGCAAAGCAUAGCUGUGGUUGUAAUAUAUCCUACGAUAUCGAUUUAGAUAAAAUUAUGUAAAUAAAACAAUUUUUGUAAAAAUACCAUACUAGCCAUAACUGAAGAAGUGAAAGAUAUCAAGAAAAAGUUAUAUGUGCAGUAGAGGGUCAUAAAAUCAUCAUAAUAAAAAAGUCAAAUAGAAAUGUGUGUGCAGCAACUUUACAGUGCAUACGUUUCCCUCCAUAAGCAUAACAGGCACUUGUGAUUAGGCUUCCUGUAAUGGGGGCUGUAAUUCAAUAAAGUUUUCUUU
Molecule: messenger RNA, 1149 nt
Organism: Mycotypha africana
Lineage: Eukaryota; Fungi; Mucoromycota; Mucoromycetes; Mucorales; Mycotyphaceae
Exons: 3
Coding region: 195-920 (241 amino acids)
Biological process (GO): iron-sulfur cluster assembly
Cellular component (GO): mitochondrion
Molecular function (GO): iron ion binding; 4 iron, 4 sulfur cluster binding; 2 iron, 2 sulfur cluster binding
Source: RefSeq, a predicted model, not a curated record